This is a messenger RNA of Fusarium vanettenii 77-13-4, 1785 nucleotides long. RefSeq lists its product as uncharacterized. The record is from RefSeq and is a predicted model, not a curated record. Gene Ontology annotation, biological process: adenosine catabolic process; inosine biosynthetic process. Gene Ontology annotation, molecular function: adenosine deaminase activity. The coding region runs from base 1 to 1785 and encodes 594 amino acids. The transcript has 6 exons. NCBI's taxonomy places the organism in Eukaryota, Fungi, Ascomycota, Sordariomycetes, Hypocreales, Nectriaceae.
AUGGAGAACAGGACGACUACGACAACAUCGCCUCCAACCUGGCGCCAUCCGCCAGGCGCGCUGACUCUGGCCGAGGCUCUCGCUGCGAAGAGCCAUAUUGAGGCUCUCAAUGGUGAGAUCGCGGGUAGGAGGCCGAUUUUUGAGGCAGAUGAUGCGGGGACGACCGGUUCGACAACUGCCGAAUCUGAUGAUCCCCGCACAAGAGAUUAUUUCAAGUUGCGACAAAGUAUCGUGACAUGCGAAAAGACACUAGACUUUGACCACCCGUGUCGGAGAGGGGCGACACCAGAUGAGCGGCGCGCCGACGCUAUCAUCCAGGAGUUGAAGCGCAGGGACGAGGCAAAUAUCUACGAAAAGGCGCCUUCACGGGCGGGCUAUAGGGGACAGCUACACCCUCGGUUCCCCGGAGAUCACUUCUUAUCAAACAAGAGCCUCAUCGACCAGACGGACCUGUUCGCCGUCGCACGGCGCAUGCCCAAGGGCAGCCAUUUACACAUCCACUUCAACGCCUGCUUGGCUCCUCAUGUUCUGUUGAACAUUGCAAAGGAUAUGGAGCGCAUGUUUAUCACAAGCGAUUUGCCCCUGGUCUCCGACAAUGACUGCUCAAACUUUGAUCGCUGCGAGAUCCAGUUCUCCCUCCUAAGCCCCGAGAAGGAGACUCCUGGGGACUUGUUUAGCACUACAUACAAACCUAGGCAGACCAUGAGGUUUAGCAGAUUCCUCCAGAUGUUUCCCCAAAUAUAUACAAAAGGAGCGACUGCCGACGAGUGGUUACUGGAGAAGCUCAUGUUCCAUGAGGAAGAGGCGCAUAACUCCCUACAGACGGCAUGCGGGGCCUGGGAAAAGUUCAAUGGACGAACAAGGAUGAUGAAGGGUCUCUUCAACUACGAGACAGCAUAUCGACGAUACACACGGCUCUGCCUCGAGGACUUUAUGAAAGACAACAUCACCUAUGCUGAAAUCCGACCGAAUUUCAUGACGAGCAAUCAGCUUUGGACCGACGAUGGUACCAAGCUUAUUGACAAUAAGGGUAUUAUGGAGCUCAUCAUCAGCGAGGUGAAUAGCUUCCAGGCCGACAUGAAGGCACAAGGCAGGUUCUUUGGCGGGCUCAAGGUUAUUUACUGUACUCCUCGAUCAUUUCCACCGGAGAAGAUCGAGGCUGCUCUUACUGAAUGCCUCGAGUUCAAGAAGGUCUGGCCGGAGUGGAUCGCAGGUUUCGAUCUUGUCGGCGAAGAGGCCAAGGGACGGCCCAUCAAGGACUUUAUCCCCGAGCUCCUCAAGUUCCAGGAGAACUGCGAGACUGCUAAAGUAGAAAUCCCUUUCCUGUUUCAUUGCGGUGAGACCUUGGAUAUGGGGUCUGAUACAGACGGCAACUUGAUCGAUGCCCUGCUUCUCAAGUCUAAGCGUAUCGGGCAUGGCUUCGCGCUCGCAAAGCACCCAUACGUGAUGCAACUCAUGAAGGAGCGCGGCAUCUGUCUCGAACUGUGCCCCAUCUCCAACGAGAUCUUGGGCCUUACACCCCGUGUCAGCGGGCAUACUAUGUAUCAGCUCUUGGCCAACAAUGUCAACUGCACAGUCAGCUCUGACAAUGGAACGCUGUUCCGAUCCUCCCUAUCGCACGACUUCUAUCAGGUCAUGGUCGGCAAGGCGGACAUGGGGCUCUUCGGAUGGAAGCAGCUUGUGCUGUGGAGUCUUAAGCACGCCUGUCUCGAUCAGUCAGAAUACGCCCGUGUAUACGCUCACUGGGAGACAGAGUGGAAGGAGUUUGACACCAAGGCUGAGUAA